Messenger RNA from Aureobasidium uvarum, 486 nucleotides. The record is from the annotation of a GenBank genome assembly. Lineage: Eukaryota; Fungi; Ascomycota; Dothideomycetes; Dothideales; Saccotheciaceae.
AUGGCCUUGACUUUUUCUCUCAGCGAUCUUAGGGAGCGCAUUGACACUACAACUCGAGCCUUUUUGUCGGCCUUUGAAGAAGGUGCAGCUUGCAAGGAUGCCUCCAUCAUCAACCGGGACGUUACGACCGACUGUACCCGCCAUAUGCUCCCGGCGUCCGUACCCAAGGCUUUUGGCCUGCCAGUAGACCUUUCUCUCGACACCACGAGCUUUCAAGAGAUGUUUGCCAAGGACAUCAGAGUGUUGACUUUCAAGACUAACGUCAUCUCCAAUCUGGUCGUUGAUACUGAGGCCCGCAGGGCUGCAUUUACAUCUCUUGCAGAUGUGCAUACUCUUAGUGGAGAGUCGUUUCCCGUCGAGCAGGCAUGGAUUUUGUACUUUAAUGAGGAUGGACCUAAGGUCAAGAAAGUGGUUGAGUUCUGCGAUAAGGACGCCAUAUUGAAGAUGGCAAACACAACCAGCUCAUCAUUGCACAACACCUUGUGA